AUGGCACGAGGCAAUCCGAACAUUUUCGAGGGGCAUAAAACGUUUCAUCUCUUGACCUACAAUACAUUCCUCAUUCAUAUGCUCAUUGGAGAAUCACCUCCCUAUAAAUCGGAACGAGUCAAGGGAUUUUUACAUCAAUUAAACAAUGAUGAAAAUCAAUUGGAUUUUGUAUUUUUUCAAGAAUUGCACCGAUUUGGAAAUGUUUGGUUCAAACUCUUUGAUAAUUCGCCGUAUGAUGAAAUGUUGAAUGGAUUGAUUCAAAAAAAAAUUGGACAAAAACUUGCUUUCCAUGUGGUGGAAUCUAAAAAACCAUUUCCACUCUGUCAAGAUUCUGGAUUGGUGAUUUUGAGUAAAUAUCCAGUGUUGAAAUCUGAAAAUUACAUCUUUAAGAGUACAACUUGGAGAUCAUAUGUUACUGCAAAGGCUUUUGAUGAAAAUAAGAGACGUCUCCAAAUUCAAGAAUUGGUUCAAUUUAUUAAGGAAUGUAUUGAACCUUUUUUACAUACUACAGAGGCUCCUCCAAGAAUUAUCAUUUCAGGAGAUUUCAAUAUUGACAGUAUUAGAGAAGAAAUGUACAACGAAAUGAUGAAUCUGUUGAAUACGGAAAUUGGUUUGUGUCAAGAUGUUUUUGGCUCAAAAGUUUCCGAGCAUCCUACGACUUUUGCUGGAGUGUUGUGUUUGGAUCAUGUGAUAGUGAGUGGAAAUUUCAAAGCACAACUGAAAUUGUGA
Molecule: messenger RNA, 729 nt
Organism: Naegleria lovaniensis
Lineage: Eukaryota; Heterolobosea; Eutetramitea; Acrasida; Naegleriidae
Exons: 2
Coding region: 1-729 (242 amino acids)
Molecular function (GO): sphingomyelin phosphodiesterase activity
Source: RefSeq, a predicted model, not a curated record